Molecule: messenger RNA, 585 nt
Organism: Helobdella robusta
Lineage: Eukaryota; Metazoa; Annelida; Clitellata; Rhynchobdellida; Glossiphoniidae
Exons: 4
Coding region: 1-585 (194 amino acids)
Source: RefSeq, a predicted model, not a curated record
AUGUCUUUUAAAAAAAGUAGUAUUUUAAACUUUUUUCAACCGACUCCGGCAAAAAAACAGAAGCAGUGCGAUAAUCUCAAUACAGUUGAGGCCGUUAAUGAAUCUGAUGUUUUGGAAGAAGGCCUUUCAUUAAAUUUAAACGAUGACAUGACUGAUGUUUCAGACAAAACUGGUAAUUCAUCUGCAGAAAUCCCAGGCACUUCGAAUAAUUUAAGAUAUGAUCUUUUGAAAAAUCCAUGGAAACCUGACGAGAAUUAUAAAUUUUCAUAUGUGUUGGAAGGUAAGAGAAAACGGUUCUUUAAAUUCCAUUGGUUUCAUAUAUUUUCCUGGCUGUCUUAUUCUGAUUUGAAAAAGGAGCAUACUAUCUCUGAAAAAUCAGACACAGAAAAGGUGACACUGUGUGAAGCCUUGAUGAUUUACCAAUAUCCAGUAAAGGUUAAAAAAAGGUCAAUUACACUCUUCCAAUGUUCAAAGGAUUCAACAAAGUGCACACACAUUGUAUAUGAAUACGUACUAAACGACGCAUCACACACGAAGCAUGUGAUAGGCGGAGAUCUUUUUGUCAUAUUCGAACCCGGUUACUAA